This is a messenger RNA of Acanthosepion pharaonis, 801 nucleotides long. NCBI's taxonomy places the organism in Eukaryota, Metazoa, Mollusca, Cephalopoda, Sepiida, Sepiidae. The record is from the annotation of a GenBank genome assembly.
AUGAAGCCGUUUGCACCAGAGAGUGAAAGACUUUGGUUCAAUAACCUAUCUAUUAAUUCUGGAUUUCAUUGUCGUUUCUUUCUUUUCUUUUCUUUUUUUUUUCUUUUCACGAACCUACUAAAUGUCUUCUGUCUAUUCAAGAACCCACACAUCGUUUUCCUUUUCUUUCAUUUUUUCUUUCAUUAUUUUCUCCUUCUUUUUCUUUCUUUCCUUCUUUCUUUCUUUCUUUUUACUUUAUUUUCUUUCUCUUUCAUUCUUUCUUUUUCUUUCUUUUCUUCUUUCUUUCUUUCUUUCUUUCUUUCUUUCUUUCUUUCUUUCUUUCGUUCUUUCCUGCCUUCUUUCUUUAAUUCUGUCUUCCAACCCACACAUCGUUUUUCUUUCUGUCUUUCGUUCUUUCUAAUUCCGUGCUUUCUUUCCGUCUUUUUCUUUCUUUUCUAUCUUUUUUUCUUUCGUUCGUUCUUACUUUCUAUCUGUUUUUGUUCUUUCUUUCUAUCUUUCGUUUUUCUCUCUUACUUUCUUUAUUUCUCUCUUUCGUUCUUUCUUUUUUUUCCCUGUACUCCCAAUUUCCUGCCUUCUUUCCUUCUUUCUUUCCUGCUUUCUUUCUUUCUUUCUUUCUUUCUUUCUUUCUUUCUUUCUUUCUGCCUUUCCAUGUCCGCUGAAUUUUCUUUCUUUUGUUAUCUUUUUUCUAUUCAUGAACUCAACGGACGCCUAUUUCUUUCUUUCUUUCUUUCUUUCUUUCUUUCUUUCUACAAAUUAAUUCUCUUUUCUAUCACAUUUAAUGCUUUUCUUCUAAUUGUAUGA